AUGCUGGGCAUUGGCACAGUAUCUUGGCAUUCCUCUGAUUCGUCUCCGGGCGAGUUGCUCUCAGCUUCCCGUCGUAUCGGCAACUUGAAUUCCACCGCCUUGUUCUCAUCGUCAGAGAUUUCUGAACGUAUCGAUGAGAAUAAGGUCUACAAGAACGUGGAUCUCCCUUAUGCAUAUCGCUUCAGUAUCAUGCCGAACGGACAUCGGCCUCAGGGUGGAGUGGGACAUUUCCAAGAAGUCGCUUUUGUGUUUCAUAACAUCAAUGGUGAUGGAUAUGAUACUAAUCCAUAUGGUGGUAAUGGGACAUACCCAGCGGAUGCGAAGGCUAUGUCCAAGACGAUCAGCACUGCCUGGAUCAAUUUUAUUAAUGGCCUUGAUCCUAAUGGAGAUUCAGGGUCGGAACUAUUCAGUGGUAACAAGUGGCCUAUCUAUGAACCGUCUUAUGGCCUCAAUGGGAGGGGCAUGGUCUUCAACAUCAACGGAACGUAUAUUGAAGUGGAUGGUUGGAGAGCUGAAGAGCUUGGUCUCGAUGUGCAAAACUACGCGAAGGUCAUGGCUGAAGGCCUCGCAUUUCUUCAUUGGGUUGCACGCAUCGAUGCCAACGACUUUGAAUUCGUUCUUGCUCGUUCACGCUCUACUUUACACUCACAUCCAUGUAGUCCAUUCGAUACAACCAUCUUUGGGAUGCAUUCAAUGUGGAUUCUAGACUUUGACUGCUGCAAUCCCGUCACAAUGGAUGGCAAUGGUGCUGCAACCGCUGCUGAGUGUUUUUGGCGAAACGAUCCGUAUUACCCUCGACCUGGGUCUACAGACGCUUCUGAUCAGGAGCUUUGGUGUGCUUUCAAGGACCAUUAUCUGGGGAAACGACUGCAACACCCAAUGUUUGCUGCAUAUCUCGAAAAGCUCGCCAAUGCUGGUGGGCCUGAGGUCACCUACGAGGCAGGCUGUCACUGUGGCUAUAUCGGCCUCUCAGUAGCACUCUCUCCUCCUCUACCCAAGCAUGAGGUUAUAAGCUGCAAUUGUUCCAUUUGCCGUCGUGGAGGUUACCUUCUUGUUUACCCCGCGUACGAUAAAGUGACAUGGCACAACGACUCAGAUAAGCGUGUCUCGCGAUAUCAAUUCAACACAAAGGCUCGCGAUCACAUGUUUUGCCCCAAAUGCGGUGCCAGCAUCGGCAUCGAUUUUGCGAGGGUAUGGCCUGAGGCUCCUCGCUAUGGCAUCAGUGUACGACAAUUCAACAACGUCGAUCUUGACUCACUUCAAUACAUUAAGCUCGAUGGCUUACAUACCGCUGAACCGGGAGUUGACUUGUCGGGAAAAGAGUUUGAUCCAAAGGCAAACGAAGCCCCUGCUUCUAGUUCUUGA
Messenger RNA from Fusarium tjaetaba, 1365 nucleotides. RefSeq names its product Centromere V. The record is from RefSeq and is a predicted model, not a curated record. Gene Ontology annotation, molecular function: carbon-sulfur lyase activity. The transcript has 7 exons. Bases 1 to 1365 code for a protein of 454 amino acids. Lineage: Eukaryota; Fungi; Ascomycota; Sordariomycetes; Hypocreales; Nectriaceae.